Molecule: messenger RNA, 659 nt
Organism: Artibeus jamaicensis (Jamaican fruit-eating bat)
Lineage: Eukaryota; Metazoa; Chordata; Mammalia; Chiroptera; Phyllostomidae
Gene: RPL28
Product: ribosomal protein L28
Exons: 4
Coding region: 196-609 (137 amino acids)
Biological process (GO): translation
Cellular component (GO): ribosome; cytosolic large ribosomal subunit
Molecular function (GO): structural constituent of ribosome
Source: RefSeq, a predicted model, not a curated record
AUUUUUUCCCCCUGUCGGGCUUUCUCUUUGCGUCCCUUGUGUCCCUCGCGUCCUUGGCUGGCUCCAGCCCUGCCGCCCGAAGGCGCUGUAGAACCCGCAGUUCAGCCCCGCCGCCUUCUUAGGUCGCCUAGCCCCGCCUGGCACAUUCCUCGGUGUUGUCUGCCCUCACGUUGCCCGCAUUGACCAGCUCCAAACAUGUCUGCCCACCUGCAAUGGAUGGUCAUCCGGAACUGCUCCAGUUUCCUGAUCAAAAGGAACAAGCAGACGUACAGCACCGAACCCAAUAAUCUUAAGGCUCGCAACUCCUUUCGCUACAACGGGCUGAUUCACCGCAAGACGGUGGGCGUGGAGCCAGCGGCCGAUGGCAAAGGUGUGGUGGUCGUGAUGAAGCGGAGAUCUGGCCAACGAAAGCCGGCCACCUCCUAUGUGCGGACCACCAUCAACAAGAACGCCCGGGCCACCCUUAGCAGCAUCCGGCACAUGAUCCGCAAGAACAAGUACCGACCAGACCUGCGCAUGGCCGCCAUACGCAGGGCCAGCGCCAUCCUGCGCAGCCAGAAGCCCGUGAUGGUGAAGAGGAAGCGGGCCCGCCCGACCAAGAGCUCCUGAGCACCCCCUUCUUCCCCAAAGCAAUAAAGGUAUCAGCCAACCUUCUUCAA